Closterium sp. Naga37s-1 is the source of this 3150-nucleotide messenger RNA. The record is from the annotation of a GenBank genome assembly. NCBI's taxonomy places the organism in Eukaryota, Viridiplantae, Streptophyta, Zygnematophyceae, Desmidiales, Closteriaceae.
AUGCCUAUCAUCCGAACCCUUUUUCACUCCUUACAACCCCUGCUGUACGGAGCACGGGUGCCAGACGGCCAGGAGCUGCCGGUGCUCUUCCGCUCACCCGCUGCCAUGCGAGACGGCCAGGAGCUGCCGGUGUUAUUCCGCACACCCGCUGCCAUGCACAUGGGGGAGGGGGAGCAUACAGCAGAGAGAGAUGGGGGAGGGUGGCAGGGAGGGAGGGGUGAGAGAAGGGCGGAGCGAAUGGGGGAGGAAAUGGGGCGGCAAGGGGUGGCGGGGGAGCAAAGGGCAGAGGAGCGAGGGGUGGAGGAGCGAGGGGAGCAGGUGUUGGCGGAUUUAAACGAGCUGGCGGACUAUUAUGGUGAUGCCUCGUGGCCUUCACUGCACCCCCUGCUACUGCCUGCUUGUGCUCCACCCACCCUUGCUUGGUACGUGAGGCUAGUGGAGUGCAAGCACAGGGUGAUGAGGAGGCGCGUCCACAUUCCACAGGAAGGGGAGGCAGGGAUGCUGGUGGGGGGGGAGGAGGGCGAGGAGGGCGCGGAGGGAGGGGAGGAGGAGGUAUUGCGGAGUGAGGAGGAGGGGGUGGUGGUGGCUGUGUCUCGCACCAAGGACUGGCGAUACCUCACUCUCAACCUCAACACCCGCAUCUCUUCACAGGUCCAUCUGUUAGACGCGCACCACCCCACAGCACCCCCUUGGCUGCUGCAGCGGCGGCGGGAGGGCGAGCAGUGCUGGCAGGUGAACAUUGAGACGUCUGAGAACCUCACAUUCUUGAGUCGCCCCCUUUCUCCCUCUCUCUCCACUCACACUCACUCCUUCCUCCCCCUGCCUGUGCACUGCUGCCCUCAUUUGCUCAUCCCCUCAACCCACCAGAGCCUGGCGAUCAGAGUGAAAGGGUGGGACAUCCGGCCAUCAGACAUUGUCAUAUCAGACAUAGAGGUGUUCCGACACUGCCUCGCCGUGCACUGUCUCGUGCACUCCCUGCCGCACCUGCUGCUGCUGCCCCUUCCCCUCUCACCAGAGGGCGGAGUGGGAAGAGAGGAGGGUGGUGUGGGAGGGAAGGGGUGGAGAGGAGAGGAGGAGGGGAGGAGGGAAGUGGAGGUGUGGGCGAGGGCAGUGCAGCUGCCGGAGAGCGUGUGCCAUGUGGUGGCAGGGGGCAACCAGGACUACCAUGCUACCACUCUCCGCAUCAUGGUGUCGUCCCCUGUUGUGAGCCGGGUGCGAGGUGCACAUGCUCUCUGGCACCCUCUCAGUGUUGCACCAAGAGCCGUACUGCCGCCACCAACCCCUCCUCCAGCAGCAGCAGCAGCAGCAGCAGCAGCAGCAGCAGCAGCAGCAGCAGCAGCAGCAGCAGCAGCAGCAGCAGCAGCAGCAGCAGCAGCAGCAGCAGCAGCAGCAGCAGCAGCAGCAGCAGCAGCAGCAGCAGCAGCAGCAGCAGCAGCAGCAGCAGCAGCAGCAGCAGCAGCAGCAGCAGCAGCAGCAGCAGCAGCAGCAGCAGCAGCAGCAGCAGCAGCAGCAGCAGCAGCAGCAGCAGCAGCAGCAGCAGCAGCAGCAGCAGCAGCAGCAGCAGCAGCAGCAGCAGCAGCAGCAGCAGCAGCAGCAGCAGCAGCAGCAGCAGCAGCAGCAGCAGCAGCAGCAGCAGCAGCAGCAGCAGCAGCAGCAGCAGCAGCAGCAGCAGCAGCAGCAGCAGCAGCAGCAGCAGCAGCAGCAGCAAGCAGCAGCAGCAGCAGCAGCAGCAGCAGCAGCAGGCAGCAGCAGCAGCAGCAGCAGCAGCAGCAGCAGCAGCAGCAGCAGCAGCAGCAGCAGCAGCAGCAGCAGCAGCAGCAGCAGCAGCAGCAGCAGCAGCAGCAGCAGCAGCAGCAGCAGCAGCAGCAGCAGCAGCAGCAGCAGCAGUCACACCCAUGCAAUCACUCCCCAUCAACCCCACCUCUCCACCCCCCCAGCCCUCCCCUGCCCCUCUCCCGCGUGCCCGGGCUCAUCUGUCAACGCCUCUGGGUACCAUCCCCCAAUGGCCCACCCAUACCGCUCACCCUCAUCCACCACACCAGCAGGCACAGAGACAGCCAGGGCCCGGCGCUACUAGAGGGGUACGGCGCGUAUGGGGAGGUGACGGCAGCCGAGUGGGUGCCCCACCGCCUGCCUCUGCUGCACCGCGGGUGGGUCCUUGCCCUAGCGCACACCAGAGGAGGGGGCGAGCUGGGGCGAGCAUGGCACGAGGCGGGGCGGGGGGAGAGGAAGGGGCGGGCGGUGGGGGAUUUGAGGGCGUGUGCUGAGUAUUUGAUUGGGGAGGGGUGGGCAGGGAGGGGCGAGGGGCGGGCGAGGGGGAGCAGUGCAGGAGGGUUUCUGGUUGAUGCUGCUGUGAAUACUGAUCCUGGUCUCUUCCGAGCGAUCGUGCUGGAUGUGAGUGUGACUGCAGCGGAAGCGUCUUUGCCCCCACCCCUCGUUCCAUCCGUGAUUUUCUUCCAUCCAUGUGCUGCCGCUCACUCACUCUCCCCACCUCUCACUAGGCUGUCGCUCACCAACCCGCACCUCCUCUCGCACCCUCUCCCGGCCACAGGUGCCAUUCCUGGACGCCCUCACCUCAAUGAGCAACCCUGCCCUGCCGCUCACAGCGCUAGACCGCCACGAGUGGGGCGACCCUCUUCCCUAUGCACCCUCACCUCCUCUUCCCCCGUCCCCACCUUCGUCCAGGUGCCAUUCCUGGACGCCCUCACCUCCAUGAGCAACCCCGCUCUGCCGCUCACAGCACUGGACCGCCAUGAGUGGGGCGACCCCCUCGCCUGCCCCUCCGCCUUCCAUGCCCUGAGAGCUCUCUGCCCCGUGCUGAACGUGCAACCAGGGGUCAAGUACCCUGCUGCCCUGCUCUCUGCUGCUCUCCACGACUCCAGAGUGGGCCCAUGGGAGGCAUUAAAGUGGGCAGCCAAGGUGAGAGCAGAGAGCGACUACUGUGAGAGGGAGCGGCCUGUACUGGUGCGCGUGUGGGGGGACAGAGGGCACGUGGCACCAUGCAGUGGCAGGGAGCAGAUGGAAGAUGUGGCUUUGGAGCAUGCCUUCCUGCUGCACCACGUUGGGGGGGGAGAGCAAACACUGGAGCAACUGGAGGAUGUGGCUCUGGAGCAUGCCUUCCUGCUGCACUAUGUUGGUGCGGACUGCUAA